This is a messenger RNA of Miniopterus natalensis, 1650 nucleotides long. The record is from RefSeq and is a predicted model, not a curated record. Lineage: Eukaryota; Metazoa; Chordata; Mammalia; Chiroptera; Miniopteridae.
AUGGUUCAUCGAGGGGUUCAGAGUGAGGAGAAAUACCUGGAAGGCCAUUAUAGUGAACCCACUUCAGGGAGGUAUCUGCCCUCGAACCCCAGGCCUGGACAAGAGGACGUGGAAUACUACCAGUCAGAGGCUGAAGGACUCCUGGAAUGCCACAAAUGCAAAUACUUGUGCACUGGGAGAGCCUGCUGCCAAAUGCUGGAGGUUCUCCUGAACUUGCUGAUCGUGGUCUGCAGCUCUGUAUCUUACAAUUCCACAGGGGGCUACACAGGCAUCACCAGCCUGGGGGGCAUUUACUAUUACCAGUUUGGAGGGGCUUACAGUGGUUUCCAUGGUGCUGAUGGGGAGAAAGCGCAGCAGCUGGACAUCCAGUUCUACCAGCUAAAGCUGCCCACAGUCACAGCGGCAAUGGCCUACGGUGGAGCCCUCAUGGCCUUCUGCUGCCUCCUCAUCGCCAUGGGCGUCCUGCGGGUCCCGUGGCAUUGCCCCGUGUGGCUGCUGGUCGAAGGCCUGCUGGACGUGCUCAUCGCCGGGGCCUACGUGCCAGCUCUGUACUUUUACUUCCACUCGCUCUCGGCCGCCUACGCCUCUCCCGUGUGUCAGGAGAGGGAGGCCCUGUACCAGAGCAAAGGCUACAGCGGCUUCAGCUGCACUUUCCACGGGGGAGAUAUAGGAGCUGGCAUCUUUGCUGCCCUGGGCAUUGGGGCCUUUGCCGUGGGGGCCGUGCUGGCCAUCAGGGGUUACCAAAAGGUCAGGAAGCUCAAAGAGAAGCCUACAGAAAUGUUAGUGUUUUAGGCUUUUUAAAACGUCCUGCCAAACGGAAGUGGUGUAAGUUACUCUGAAUCACGGUCUUUCUUGGAAUAUGUUGUGGAACUUGCCAAGGCUUGAAAACUAACAGGCCAAUUUUGGUAUCCCGAGUGCAGCUCUGGGUUGCAUGGACUGUUGUUGUCUGACAUAAUAAGCCUGGUUCUGGAGUCUUCUGGUGGUGAGGGACACACCAAAAUUAUUUUUAAAACAAAAACUGGAGCCUAAGACCCCCAAGGAAAAGGCCUGUGCUGCAGCAGAGUGUCCUUGUUGAAUAAAUGCAGGGAGAUAACCAAGCGAAUUUAAAGAACCUUAUCUUCAGAGUUCAAGAAAAGCCACAAAGACAUGAGACAUUUCAGCCUGAACUUUUCUGAGCACAGUCGUCUUAAGCAGAUUAGCCCCGAAUUUUUUCCACACUAAACUCCAAUGGCCUCCACUUCCUUCAUGCUCUGGAUGCAGGGGUGGGAUGCUGGGGAGGUUCCUGUAAAAUUGAAGUUGGAGGUAGGUGUGGGCUGAGGAAACAGGAAUCAGAUUAAUUUGCUGGGUUGCAAAGAAGCUAUUCUUACGAGCCCCUUACCACGGCUGUGAAAGCUCAAUAAGUGUUUUGUACCUCUUACAAGUGUACCAUUGUAUGAGGAAUAAAGCUGGACAUCAGGAAUUCAGGAUCCACCCAGAAUAAAGAAUGUAAACUCUUUCCUGACAGAAGAAUGCUGCUUUUGGCCAGACAACUUCAUGGGUUCUUAUUACAUGUUAAAUUACGACUUACAGUACAUUAUGGUAUAUUCUUGGUACAAGUGAAUGUGUCCUUUGCUUUAUGUGAAUCUAAUAAAAAUCCAAAGAAAAUUUUAA